This is a messenger RNA of Anarrhichthys ocellatus (wolf-eel), 14401 nucleotides long. RefSeq names its product A-kinase anchor protein 13-like. The record is from RefSeq and is a predicted model, not a curated record. Bases 252 to 9482 code for a protein of 3076 amino acids. The transcript has 48 exons. NCBI's taxonomy places the organism in Eukaryota, Metazoa, Chordata, Actinopteri, Perciformes, Anarhichadidae. Gene Ontology annotation, molecular function: guanyl-nucleotide exchange factor activity; MAP kinase scaffold activity. Gene Ontology annotation, biological process: regulation of Rho protein signal transduction; positive regulation of canonical NF-kappaB signal transduction; adrenergic receptor signaling pathway. Gene Ontology annotation, cellular component: membrane; actin cytoskeleton.
CGAGCUUGACAUCGGGGACUGUUUCUCAGCAUGGACCCAGUAUAUUCCCAACCAGCUCCCGAACUGAAAAGGGAUUUGUACGUGAAAGAAAAUGGCAUUGUUCAAUAGUGUCGUCUGCGCUUUUUAAUCAGAGAAAGGAGACAUUUACGCCAAAGAGUUCCCGAAAGUUAUCCAAGCACAGUUGGCGUAAAACACAAAAGACGGGGAGCGAUCUCAGUCUGAAGUCAACACUGCAACAAGAAUCCAUUGCCAUGAAACUGAAUCCCCAACAAGCUCCACUCUAUGGCGAGUGUGUGUUGACUGUUCAGCUCGACGAUGAAGACGUGUGUUGCGCCGAGGGAGAAGAGGACGAAGAGGAGGAGGCAGAGUUUUAUCUUUUAUUCACAGGAUCCACCCAAAGACAUCUGACCAGCACACUGCGAGUCAGCCACGUCACACUGCAUGCUGUGUGUCCAGCCCAUGAUGUGUGUGAGCAGGUCUCGGUGACACUAUGUUGGGCCCGGCCCGGUGGACCAGUCGGCACACACUCACAGGAGACCUUCUGCUUCGUUCAGGACUUGGCUCUCGACAUGGCCCACUUCCUGCUCGACAACAUUGCCCCACAGGAAGCAUUGCUAUUGGACGAUGAGCAGAUUCCGUUGAAAGAGUGUGAGCGGUUGGAUCAGAGCCUGGCCCUGGCCCUGAAACACCUCACCCUGCCCCACCAGAGGACCGGACCGGGUGUUGACGGACAGUUGGCUGUCACAGACGCACACAGUGGCACAGAGACGCACAUGGACACAAGCGCGGAGGGCUCCACACUGCCGGACCGCCGCACCGCCGCGUCUCAGUGCCAGCAGCUCUCCAGCCUGCUGCACUUGGCAGCCAGCCACGGUCUGAGGACGGUGGCGGCGUUCCUCCUGCAGCAACCGGGAGCCAGGGAGGCGCUGAGGAGGCCCAACGCUCAGGGCUUGACUGCAGCACGACAGGCAGAGAGCAGAGGACAUCGGCAGCUGGCAGAGCUCUUCACGCAGUACGAGACUUUCCCAAGUGUCCAUGCGGAACCAAAGGAGCAGCCGCACUUUUACCCGGGGGGCCGAGUGUUCCAGCACCACGCAAACCUUGGUACCUACAACCUAACAUUCCCGGCCCUCCGUCAGAGGAGGGGUGGGGGGGCAGAGAUACAGGGGGAGGUGGAGGAGCUGAGGAGGCGUAUCCACCUGCACAGGGAGGAAAAGGGAAAGUCUGACUUUGCUGGCACCGUCGCACAAACGUGUGACCCGGUCAGCCCUGCCUGUGGGCCGCAGCCCUGCUCCAAUGGUCUGUCUGCGGUAACCAUAGAGACUUGUAGCACGACAACAGAGGAACGGGGACGUCCUCCGUCGCUGGAGGAAACAUCACAGGGGGAGGACUCUGCUGUUGUCACUCACACAUCCUGUACCAGUGGAACUCAUUGUCAGAGGCAGGAAGCUGGGGGAGAACAGAAGGGCACACCAGCUGCCAACUCUCCUGCUGGCCGCAGCAGGAAAAACAGAAAGAGGACUACAAAAACCGCAAGACAUGCAACAGAAUCUCCAGGAAAUAACAGAAGCACCCCAGAGGCCAGUAGAGGGAGCGCACGGAGACCUGCGAAGGCUACAGGAAGUAGUACAGAGACGGAUGGGACUAUUUCACCCGGGGGACCUGCGGUGGCAUCUGUGAUUGGCGAAGACGAGGGAGCCACAAAAACUCACAAAAGAGCAGGGGAGACUCCAUUACCCAUAAAGCCAGUGUCUGCACCAGGUGGUGAAAGGAAGUGCGCUGGCAGGAAGGCUGCGGCCUUGCCCGCCACCACCAUCGUAGAAAAACAGGAAGAAGAGAAGUGGGAAGUUGACCUACUGAUAUGUGAGCGAGUUUCAGAGACAGAAGCAGUGACACAGAUAGAGCAGGGAGACACUGAGAGUCUCCCAGCAGAAGAAGUUCCAGUGAAUGUUGCUCUGGAAUCUGCUGCAGAGAGGACAGCGACCAUGGGUCAAGAACAAUCCCAGGAUCACCAGGAAAGCCAGUCAGACCCGGAGGAGCCAGGCCAAUCUGACACCAUGGACAGUGGUACUCAAUCUGGCAGAAGGACCAGCCCCAAGUCACCGGACACGGGAAGGAAACCCCGGAGAGUGCUAUGGCGGGAUGGAGGCUGGAUUGGAAACAGAAUGGGAUCACCCCCACAUGGAGCAGAAACUGUAGCAAAAGCAGUCUGGUAUCAGGAUGAAAAGCUGGACCAGGGUGCCGAUGAAGACUUGAACAGGUUGGACGCAAAGUCACAGUCAGUUUGGUUUGACACGGCAGAUCAGAUAAAAUGCCAACAGCUGGAGCAGGUAAUGAAAGAGCAGAAAGAAUGUUAUUUGAACUCAGCACAGGCUUCUGGUCUUAGUUCUCCACAGCUGUUAGAACAGCCUCUUAGUUCUCAUCAACUGUCUUCAGCUCUUAGUCAGCCACAUGUUGCUGGAACGCAGCCAGCGCUGUCACAUGGGCCGGGUGCACAAAGACGGGAAGUACACGGAUCACAGCAAGAGGAGGAAGUAGGGCCAGAUUGGAAGGAGGGAGGAGUGGAGGGAGACGGAGCGGAGGUCAGUAACAGAGAGACGACUCACAGCAGAAAGAGUUCUGAAACGGCAGACAUCGAAGACGGAGCGGAGGGAGAGAGGCAAGGGAGCGUAGACAAAGGAGCAAAGGGCAAAAAAAAGAGGAGGAAAAAGAGGGGGAGGAGAGGAGGUGCAGAGGCCAAGCUUAGCUCCAGCUCCAGCAUCGAAUCUCAGAGUCAGAUAGAGAUAAAGACGCAGAGAGAACAAGUAUCAGACCUGAGCACUCAGUCAGAAGCCAAGGAUACGACAGGAGGGGCGGACAUAGGGUCUCCAACCAAUGACGCCAUGCAUCUACCCAGCCAGCCAGAGGGCCAGACCAGGGACGCUCAUGGACCCGACAUCACAAGCUCGGAUCGUAGUGAAUCAACUCCAGAGUUCAGUCUGACAGAGUGUGGGGGAACAGAUCUCACUGGAGUUACGGCCUCACACACUCUAGAAACAAAGGAAUUAUCAGAGGAUGACAGUAAGAACCAGGAUUCUAUUGUCACUGAUUCAGACCUUCAAAUGGACAUCAGAGAGGCAGAUAUGGAGGGAAUUACAACUGUGCAUCUAGUAGAAAAGGAAAUGCCUGAUCCGACAGAGCUGGAAUUAAAGGGGCUUGCCGGUCCUGUCCUACAAAUAGUGGAUAAUGUGGAGUCAAAGGAAUUGUCAGUAAAUAAGGAUUCAGUGGUUGCUGGUAAUCCUGUACCAUCCGUGGACCGGGCUGACUUGGUGGAAUCUAAAUGCCCACAGGAACUUCCUGUCCAACUUUCAGAUCCUACAGAAUUCACAGAGGACUCGUAUCUUGCGGAAUUUCCUGUACAAAACACACAACACGAACAAUCCGCAGAGUCAAACAAACUAGGGCAACCUGUGGAACCCACGGGAAGAUCCCAAGGACUUAUGGAAUCGGCGCGUCCUGCAGAAGCCAGGGGUCUGUCAUUUGAAGGCAUAGCGGAUGCUUUACCACUUCAAAUGUGGGAAGGAAGCGCUGACACAACUGCAGGGGGAUAUUUAGAGCAUUGUUUGGCCCCUUGGUUGCCGAGAGAUCAGCAGCACAGUGAGGAAGAGAGGAGUGAGUCUUGUGUGGAUGAAGAGGAAGCGGCCGAGGAAAGGAGUAGGACUGUGGAAAAUGAUAGUGGGAUGGUGUGUGGCGAGGAGUUGUCUUCUAUAGACCCAGAGCAGGACCACAAUAAAGGCGUGGUUGCAACAGCGGUAGCAGUCGUUACGGUAGCAAUAGCAUCAGCCAUGGCUAGCAUAGAGCUGAGCCAACAGUUAGUAGACAAUCAGUCAGAGAGCCAAGAGCCAUUAAACCAGACCCCAGACGAUUUACUCAACACUUUUCAGUCCGCACAACUGAUGGACAAAGAAAACUGUCAACUGCUACCAGCUGAGACAGAAAACCACCCAAUAGAGCAGUCACGCAUCGAACCUACUGAUCUGUUUGCCUCUAAAGAACAAGCUACUGUUAAAAUAUCAGAGGAGUCUGAUUCUGCAGUGUGGCAGUGUAACGCUGAGACAGAAAAGCUAUCAGCAGCACAGCAAACUAGCAACCAGCAGGCUAACCUUGACCCGUCACCUAUUGCAGAAACUCCUAGUUUACCACAACUCUACGAAGAGGAAAUCCAAACAGAAACUACACGAAACGAAGUCUUUACAUGUCCACUACCUAAAGAAGAAGACAGCCUGCCCCACGUUAAUGCAAAACCUUUGCCAGAAGCAGAUGAAACAAUUUCAACCGCUGUAGACAGCCAGGGUCACGUUCGGGUAGAAAUCCAGCAGCAACUCCCCAGUCCUGUUGCAGACCCAGGGCAACAUCCAGAGACUUCUGGCACAUUCUGCACCGGUUCUGAGGAGAAACCUGGACAAGGGGUGCAUAGAGGCCCCCAAGAUCAGUCUAUCUGUAAGGAAGAAAGUGGGAUGCAACACAGACUCUAUGGAGAUGAUAGUCCCCCUUUGGAAUCCAUAACUACUGAUGGUGAGGUAGGAAGGCAGGAUAGUCCACACAGCUUUAAAGCGUUCGAAGACAUGUCAGACUCUGACCGAGAGUGUGAGAGAGAUCCACAGCCGGAGGGUUGGAUUGAAACACCAUUUGAAGGGGAGAUUCCAACCUUGGCGCUAACUUGCGGCUCAACACUUCCCAUCGCCCCCUGUGACUCGACGGCCCCCCUGAAUGUGGAGACGGGCCAAUACCAGUCAGUAGCGGACAUGAAGCUCGUCCCUGCCGUCCCACUUGAUGCUGGCAGUAGCACCCUCCAGAGCAAAGGUCAAGAGCCUGACGCUACAUACAAUGAGGAUGGUGUGUUUGAAGGGCUGGAGAAAGACUCUGUGGAUACACUGGACUGGUGGAAGGAGAGACAAAAGAGUAAGAUGAAAAGUGAAGCGGAAGCAAGGAAAGAGCUGGUCACAGUGGACGUCACAUCCCAGACAGCAGAAGAAGAAGAGCGGCAACAGAGGAGGCGGGACUCGGAUGGCACACACAAUCUGCAGAUCCAGAGGGAGAGGGAUGUUUUCUGUCCUGAACCCAACACAGUGACAACAUGUACAGACGUCCAUCCAGACAGAGGUUGUGUGUCAGUGUGUUUGUUGCACAGAGACAAAGACGGCCUGAAAGUCGGCGCCGAACCGGAUGACGGUGUCUUUAAAAGGCCCAAAGACCCUCCCUCCUAUGAUGGACACAGGGACAGAGGGGUUCGAGUCUCCUGGUCCUCCACUGAUGAUGCAUCAACACAGGGAGCCCUCAGUCCCACUGAGGGGGCUUUGUCGGUGGGCACACCUGACCCUGUGACCCCUCGGAGCUCCAGACUGUCCUGGAAGUCCAAAACGGAGGACAGAGGAGGAGGAGGAGAGACAGGAGGAGGAGGAGAAGAAGAGGAGAAAAAAGACCAGCUUCCAGAGAAUCCCGUCCCCUCUGCCGUUAUGCGAGCCCCCAUCUGUUCCUUGUCUCUGUUCCGUCGUCACAGCUGGGAGCCGGGCAGGAACAACGCCGCCGCGGAGAUCAACAUUGCACAGCGCAGCUCGUUGAAGAGUCCGUCAGGAGAGGUGAAGAGAGCCAAUUCCCCCCUCCACCGGAGAAGCAUGAGCUGGUGUCCAUCCAACCUGCGCCGCCCCGAUCAGGCGCAAAUAGACAACAGAAGCUACAGCCUGGAGGGUCUGGCGGUGGAGAGGGGAGCGGUCCGGGCUCAGUGCCCCAGCAUCGGCAGUCAGGAGGAGAUUACCGCGGGGAGGAGUUCGCACCUGGACAGCCAGGAGAGAGGCUCGCUGGUUUCCCUCACCGAGGAGCAGCAGGAGGGAGAUGGAAGCAGCAUGGCUAGCCAGACAUCACAUCAGGUACUGUCAGUGACAAACAGCUGUCCCACCAUGUUCCAUCACCAAACCCUCACCAAAUCCAUCUCCAUGGUUACCAUCAGUCACCGCGAUAUAGAUGUGAGUGGAUUUCCUCAAUCAAAGCGACGAAUCCGCUUCUCCCUCAGCAUCUCCCCGCUCCUCCCCAAAAGUAGACGCUUCUUUGCUAUUGGCUCCUCCUCCAGCGACGAGGAGGAGGAGGAGAAGGGAGGGAGGACGAGCGCAUUCUCCAGUAACUCCGGGUCACUGGAAUACAGUAUUUCGGAGGAGGAGCCGGGCCCUCUGCGGAGUGAUACCGAGGCCAAAGGAGGACCUAAAAUCAGCCGGACGUUCAGCUACAUCCGCAGCAAGAUGACCAAGAAAAGCAAGGAGAAGGAGAAGAAAGGAGAGAGGGAGCGAGAGAGUAAAGAGAGAGAUAAGAAGAGUGCAAACGGUCACCUCUUCAUCCCAGUCAGCCCCUCUCCGUCCACAGCCUGUCAGCACUGCACCAAACUCCUGCACAACAAGGAAACUUUCCUCUGCAACAACUGUGGAGCCCAUGUCCACAAGUGCUGCAGAGAGAACCUCUCCAUCUGUAUAAAGAGCAAAACAAAGCAGCAGUCGCUGGUGCCAGAAGCUGUUCCUGGGUCAGCUGUUAACAUGAGGAGUAAAUCUACAUCUUCAGCAUCAUCUGUAUCCUCCACGUCCUCCUCAUCGUCACGGGAACGCUGGUCCACAGCAACCACCCCUGAUGACCAGCUCCCUGUGAUUUUUCCAAGGAGACACCCCAGUCUCUUCAACCCACACAGCAACCUGGCCAAGAGCAUCUCCACCAGCAACAUAGCAGGGUUAGAUGAAGUUUCACUCAAAGGCCUGAAGUUUCUGUCCCAGUCCACUGAUUCUCUCCAUAAGGGGAGCAAGGUCAAUGCCUCGACUGAGUCACUCACCGAUGAAGGUACGGAGAUGAUGGACAGCCAGCUGAUGGGAGAGUUUGAGUGCGACACUAAAGAUCUGGAAGCCGACUCUUGGAGCGGCACAAUGGAUAAGAAGUUCUUGAAAACGUUAAAGAAAGAUGAAAUCAAGAAACAAGACGUCAUCUACGAGUUGUACCAGACAGAGUUCCACCAUGUGAGGACGCUGAAGAUCAUGUCGGAAGUUUACUACAAAGGUCUUCAGAAGGAGCUGCAGCUCGACACUCACACUCUGGACAAGAUUUUCCCUGUUUUGGAUGACAUGUUGGACACGCACACACAUUUCCUCACCCUGCUCCUGGAGAGAAAGAAAGCUUCAUCAACUGAGGGACAAAACAACGACAGCUUCUUCAUCUUCAGCAUCGGGGACGUCCUGCUCAACCAGUUCUCAGGCUGCAGUGCUGAUCGUAUGAAGAAAGCUUACGGGAAAUUCUGCAGUCACCACAACGAAGCCGUCAACCUCUACAAAGACCUGCACGCCAAAGACAAACGCUUCCAGGCUUUCAUCAAGAGAACGAUGAGCAGCAGCAUUGUGCGGAGACUCAGCAUCCCAGAGUGCAUUCUGUUGGUCACUCAGAGGAUCACCAAAUAUCCCGUUCUCCUCCAGAGGAUACUGCAGCACACUAAAGACUCGGAUGAAGACCACGGCUGUGUCUGUGAAGCUCUGCGCUCUGUGAAGGAGCUGAUCAUGGCUGUGGACAGCAAAGUCAACGAGCAGGAGAAGAAACAGAGGCUGAGGGAGGUGUACAGUCGCACUGACAGCAAGUCCAUCAUGAGGAUGAAGAGCGGCCAGAUGUUUGCUAAAGAGGACCUGAUCAGAGGAAGGAGGCUGCUGCACGAUGGAGCGCUGCAGCUGAAGAACUCUGCUGGACGACUCAAAGAUGUCCAGGCCAUGCUCCUAUCGGACGUGUUGAUCUUUCUUCAGGAAAAAGACCAGAAAUAUGUCUUUGCCUCAUUGGAUCAGCGCUCUACGGUCAUCUCUUUACAGAAUCUGAUAGUCAGAGAAGUGGCCAAUGAGGAGCGAGGUCUCUUUCUGAUCACAGCUGGUACAGAGAGACCAGAGAUGGUGGAGGUGUUGGCCAGCAGCAAGGAGGAGCGUAACACGUGGAGGGCUAUCAUACAGGACGCCAUGCACUGCAUGGAGAAAGACGAGGACGAGGGAGUCCCCAGUGAGAUGGAAGAGGACAGGAGGCAGCAGGAGAACAGAGCAAAGGAGAUCCGAGAGCUUCUACGAAGGAAAGACGAGCAGAUCAUCUCUUUAUUGGAGGAGAAAGUCCACAUUUUCAGGGACCUGGGCGACUGUAGUCCCGCCCCUGACGAUACGAAUCCACCAGUCAGGGAGCGGAUGUUGUUCAUGGCCGCGCCCGACAACGUCACAAAGGGGGAGCCGAUCAUGAAGGACGCCCUGAAGGAAGUGGAGACCCUGCACGGUUUAGUCAACAGUGGCGUUGGUGGAGCAGGCUGCAGCGUUCCAGUCGGCCUGACAGGGGGCAGCGUGGGACCGGUGUGUCUGCCCAGGAGAGCGGAGACAUUCGGAGGCUUCGACAGUCAUCAGAUGAACAGCAGCAAGAAUGGAGAGAAGGAAGAGGGGGAGGAAUCACUGGACCUCCGCAGGACUGAGUCAGACAGCGUGUUGAAGAAGGGAGCCACUGCCAGCCUUCAGAUGUUGCUGAAGAGAAACAAUGAGCAGGUGCAGCACAGUAUGACGCAUCUCCACGACCUGCUGAUUACACUCCAGGCCGUGGUGGUCCAGCAGGACUCGUACGUCGAGGACCAGCGGCAGACGCUGAGCGAUCGGCUCACCGCCAAUUCCUCCAGACACUCAUCCUCCUCCUCGCUCUCGUCGUCCUCGUCGUCCCGCCCCUCCUCCCUCAUCGAGCAGGAGAAACACAGGAGUCUGGAGAGACAGCGGCAGGAGGCGGCCACCCUGCAGAAACAGCAGGCCGCACACCAGGAGGAAAAGAGGAGGCGAGAGAAGGCUUGGGAGUUGAAGGAGAAAUGUCUGGCAGAGCGGGAGGAGAGGCUGAGGGUGGACGAGGAGCAGACCAGGAGGAGGCGUCGGGAGGUGACGGAGGAGUGGCAGACACUGCAGAGGAGGAAAGAAGAAUACCAGGUGGAGCUGGAGAGGCUGAGGGAGGCACAGAGGAGGCUGGAGAGAGACAAGGAGGCUCUGAGGAGAGACACCGAGAGACUGGAGGCCAUGAAGAGAGAUGAGUCGGAGCAGCUUCAGCGGUACCAGCGGACUCCCUCCACUACCUCUGAGGACUCCAUAAGGUUCCACAGCUCCGGGUCUCUGGAUCUUGACUCAAAAGAAGCAGCAGAACAGCAAAAAGUGGUGGAGCUCUCAUCCUCUGCCCCGACCAAAGAGCCCUUCCUCCGCAUUGGAUCCAAGAGGAUGGGGAAAAACUUCAAUCCCUUCUCCUCGUCCUCCUCCAAGGCUCAGGGAGUCGAGAAGGAGUCCCAGCUCCCCAACAGACUGCUCCAGCUGGCCAAACCCAAGGAGAAGAAAGACAAGAGGAAGAAGAACGACAAAGGAGAGCAGACACAGACAGAAAGCAAAGCUGCAGUGAUGUCGGAUCCUCAGGACGACGGGGACAUCUUCUUCUGCUGAGGACGGUGACGACUCACAUGUGAACCUCUAACCUGGCCAGUGCAGCAGACAGGACCCCCAAGUGUCCCCCUAACUCUCUAUUUGGAUAUGAAAUGCCCACAUGGGGUCUUUUUCUGCAGACGACCUGGCCUCUGGACACUGUCCCUACCUAAGGGAUGACAGUCCAACUAACCUGCAUGCGUCCCAGGCAAAAAAAGUAACUCUGACCUACUCACUGAGUCUCCAGAUGAAGUCAUGUUGAGCUGGUGAUUCAAUCAGGGGGACUUUUAUUCGACAAAUAUGCCAAGAAUCCCCCCCCUUCCCACAACCUUCCAUCAGUAAGAGAUGCCAAGGAGGAUCAAACGAGAGGAAACGGUAUUCUUUAAUUCUCCCAGCUGUCGGGAGAACACUCAAAUCUCCUCGAGACUUCAAACUGUAGCUUUAACACAAACCAACGAGUACCAUUUCUUUCAACUAACUUCACUUUUUGUGCUUUGUGGUGCCGGUGACUCCUCCGGGAGUAGUUUACACAGUCCUGAGUCCCAAGCUGAGCUUUUAAUCCAACGUGUGACGCGUCUGUCCGCACGUUUGCCUCAACUCUGGCUUCGUCCGUCAAGGGAGUAACAGACCGCCGCACCACGUGGUGUCAGCAGAUAGCAACCUCCGAACGAGGUCACCGUGUGCAGAACAAAGGCCGCAGGCUUCCAGACGCAAUCGAUCGAAUACAUGUCGGCCACCAGAGAGAGACGGAUGAGUCCGUGGAGACACAAGAGUGGGAAUGAUCACCAAAGACUUUUAGUGCCUUAAGUCUCCGAUAUAGUCUCUGUCUGAUGGAUGCAACCACAGUGCAACGAAUGCUCAAAGCAGGUGUUUCAUAAUGUCGUCGGAAAAUCACUGCCAAUCUCUAGAGAAUUUAUCAUUCAACAAAUCAUCUUUAAUCACCUUUUUCGGUGUGACAAUCACAGCAGUGCAACUGUAACUGCAGCUCAACAGGAUGAGGAAUACAGAGAUUUUCAACAUGCACUUUAUAUACACGCACACGAGAGAGUGAUGCUUGAUUUUAAGGGUCUGUCAUUUCCCCUUUAAUAAUUGAAUCAUGAUUAGUCUCAGUAAUUGGUACUAAACGGGGAAAUGGGAACGUCCCUAAUAGCUUAGCUCCAUUUAAAUCCAAGUAAAUCUGCCUUUCAUUACUGCAAACUUUAUUUUCAGUAUAUGUUCAAUUGUAUUGUGAAAGUACAGUUUUGCACGUCCCUAUAGUUUGACACCGUUCUUUGUGGUAAAUUACUAGGCAACCAUUUGGAAAUGACCGAAUUAUAAAAGAAAGCAUCGCCCCAUGAGAGCAGCAGUACAGAAUAUUUCGACUUGUCCUGGAUUUAUAUUGAGAUGACGUGAUCAUAUCAUGUUAAUGCCUUUGUGAACUUCUUCGGUCAAAAUGAACGACUCUCUGCGAGUUAAGAAACGGAACAAAACGAAUUUGCUGUUUAUGUUUUACACAUUUAAAGGGCUUCACUCGUCGAAUGUCACUAUGACUGAGCUCGCUAGUUCACUCUCGACUUUGGAAACAAUCCUCCCUCAAGAUCCAUUUAGCAGCUCUCCCGGAGCUUUCGACCACAUCAAGCGGUCUUCAUCAGCAGAUUGAAUUUGCCACGAUUCUGAGCACCUCUAACAUCCAUGUUGAUGUAGAUCAAUUUUGAUUAUUUUACAAGUAAUGUUGUAUACAUUUGCCCCUAUGUCAUAAUUGUUGAUAUGCGAAAGAAAAAUAAUAUCGCCCAGCCAAACUUUGUAGAAAGUCUUCAAAGAAAGACAAUCAUUGAGUUUACAUUCAAAUUUGUAAAUAAGUCAUGUAAGAAAAAUGAAUCCUAAAGGGCUAACUGUCACCUAAAUCAGUACCAAUCAUUAUAGAGCAAUCAUCAAUACUGUACAUUGUCAAAUAGUGGCUGGAGACUUUAUUUAGCUCAGUGUAACAGAGAAUGAGAGACGGGCCUUUUAUUUCUAACCUCCCCUGGUCCUUUUAAGCACAUCGGAUCUGAGUGUUUUAGUAGGACACUACUUGUUUUCUGAUUCCACUUCCAUUUGUCAUGUUAGUUUGUUGCCGUUCAAGACUUCUUCUGUCUGUUAGGUCUUUUAUUUAGAAACAAAUUUAAAUCAAUGGAAGCGAAUUCUGCCGAGAAGAGUAUUGCUGCGCUCAGAUUACGGAGGGUGACUCUGUCGACCGAUGGAAAUACACAUUACGUCCACGUUACCUUUAACGUCUAGUAUAUUUACUGGACUUUUUCAAUUGUUUUUUUUGCCGUUAUUUCACAUCCAGCCAUUAUUUGAGAAUUUACAGUACAAACCAGGUUUAAUCCAGAGCCAGAAUUUUAUUAUUUGGACAAACAACCCUGAAUUAAUUGAAUUGAACUGAAACUGAAGUGUGAAUUGAACUCGGGAUAAACAGCGGGGCCUUUUUUUUUUUUUUUUUUUUUUACUCAAAACAUAUUUUUUUAUUUUAUUGUAAAGACAAUUAAUAUGUCCUUUGGAUCAAGAGUGAAACGAGGAUAACCAUUUAAAAAUAGUUUCUCUCAAAAGAAUUUUACAGAUAUUUUAAAUCUACUUGUAAUCCCUUUGAGUGUCUGCAUUGCAUUGCAGAUGUCCCCGUCAUUUUAAAUGCAUCUGAAAGGGACAAAUGCAUCCAAAGCUCGGUAUCCGUUAAUACCUAACCCCUUCUUCAAAACCCUUCCACCUUAAUCUGAAUAUUGCGUAUGUUUUCCCGCGCUCGUUAUCCACCACGUCCCUGCCGGCAUUGAUAGCGCGCCAGCAUACGGCGGAUGCCCCCGAAGCUUGUGUUCAUCACCUUUCCAUAAUAAUAAUAACUCCCGGCUUUAGAAUUCCACCGCAUUGAUUCUUUCCUUGUGUUCUCUGCUGAGAAGCGCUUUAACGGCGGGGUGGGGGUCCCGCGAUUAAUAUUUCAGCCCUCGGUGUCGUUUCCCGCCGCGCUGCUGAGAGGAGCCGAUUUCUAGCUGAAACUCUUCAUUUCUUAAUGCACUUGCAGCUCUCUUACGCUCCUCUCACUGUUGUGUGUGGUCACCAGCGGUGGUUGGUCUUCCUUUCAGUCUUCCGAUUCAAGGGCAAAGAAAACACACUCGGGUUCCUUUGGAGACUCGAGAACAAAACACUGUUUUUUUUUUCACACCGAUUCACAUCAAAAACCAGUUCCUUCAACAGUAAUAUAUUUAAAAAUGACCCCAGUACCACACGGCCUUAAUUGGAUUCAAAUGAGUGACCUGUUAUGUGCAUUAGUGCCUUAAAGUUUUUUUGUGCUUCAGUAUACAGAUCUGCUCUGUAAAUACGAUGCCCUAUGUGCAACUAAUCGUUCUCCGUCUACAACGGAUAUUUAAUUCAACACUGUGUUGCUUUAAAGCUAGAACCGUCACUGGGACAGGAACCUCAGACUUUGAACUACUACUUCAGCUCUCUAACCUCUCCUCCUCCUGCUUUGGCUCGCUAAACUAGCUUUCAAACUUUACCACUGACGUCAGUUUGAAGACUAGAGAGCUAGUUAGCUAGCCAGCUGUGGUGCAGUUUUAAAAAAAAAACCUACCCACGAGCAUAAACACGGGUCAGUUUACAUGUUAAGUCAUGUAGCCGUUAUCCUUUAACACCACCGCUAACAGAACACUGUUUGUCCUUAGCUUUUAAGCUACAUUUAGCAGCACCAGCCUCUUUACAUGGUGUGUUGGCUAGAAGCAGCAUUUUGUAUGGAUUUUGUUUUUCCUUCCCUUUUCAGUAAUACAAAUAUCAGCAAUACAUGUAAAAAUUGCUUUAAUAUAUAUAUAUAUAUAUAUAUAUUAAUUAAUUGGCUAAUUGGGAUUCCAGUCAGACUGAAUUACAAAGCUAGCCUUGAGUAGAUGAACUGUUGUAAAAUGGAUCCAAAAAAAACAAAACUGCCAAAUUUAAAGAUAAUUUUCUAAGAUCGCAAACCUUUUUAAUUUAUUACUUUUGUUGUGUUUAAUGUUUGAUCGUGAUGUGCCGCAAGUAUUUUUAAAAUUAUGUAUCUGACUAUUAAAGUAGUAUUUUGAAAAUCCCACUGAUACACAGUAUUUGGUGUAAUGCUGCACUAUAAAUUCAGCUGCCUCAGCUGUCUGAAACUUUAGAAAGAUUAACAAGCACAUAGUCCAAAUCUAUUCGCCUUCUCAAAAACCACAAGGUGUCCUUUCUUUCAUUUGUCUUUAUUCCAACACUGUUCUGCAUUUCAAUCUAAAGGGAACAGAGGAUUCGAGUGAUGUUUUCUUAGUAAGAGUACAUCACAGCAACACGUUCACAUGGUGGCAGCCAGAGUCCUGCUGUAAAGAGGGAGAUUCAUUUAAAUACUAAUUUACACUUAUCAUCCAGCCCCCUCUCUGGUCCAGAUAAUCCCCCAGAGUGACGUCCUUCAGUGGGUUUCACUUUCCUGAGUUUAGGGCUGUUCUCCAUUGUUUUCCCAUUGUACAGUUCAACACCCAAUCUGCAGUUUUUGGAUGCCUGAAACAUAAGCUAAAAUCACAGAAACGAUGUACGAUCAUGAGUUUAGUGGUGGUCUGAGGCUCCGCUCUCUCCUCCUCCACAUUACCAUUCAGCGUGCACUAGAAUUUUACUAAAACCAUUCACAAGGAAUUUUACGCACUCACAUUAAACCUUACAGUUUUUGCACUGUGAGCUUUUUGAAAUGUAUUUGUACUAAAAACAAAAAGGUACAAUGUUUAUUUUUCUUGUUUUAUGUACAAAGAAAAAAGGGCAAAGCAACAAAUUUUGUAAAUAUGUUUUAUGUACAAAUUUGAACUUCCAAAGUACUGAUAACUGGAUUUUGUUUAGUUUGAUGAUUUUUUUUAUUAUAAAUAAAGCUUUAUUUAUCUCUCUUCUUCCUGUUUUUUAAAUGUACAGUAAUUCUCUUUAAAUAAAUGAGUAUGGUGUUUGUCAUGCGA